AUGGCCUAUGACCGCUAUGUUGCCAUUUGCCACCCUCUGCACUAUGGGCUCACCGUCACCCCGCGUGUGUGCAUGCAGGCAGCUGGUGGCUCGUGGGAAAGUGGGUUCAUCCAUUCUGCCAUCCACACGGGGAAUGUGUUCAGGCUUCCCUUCACAGAGUCCAAUGUCAUCCAUCAGUACUUCUGUGACUUGCCUCAAAUUUUGAGGAUCUCAUCUUUGGAUGUUCGGUUUUCUGAGUUUAUGGCCUUAACUGUAAGCAUCUGUAUUAUUUUCGGGUGUUUUGCCUUUUUGUUUAAGUCCUAUACAGAUAUAUUUUCAAUGGUUCUUAAAAUGCAUUCUGUGGGAGCCCGUAACAAAGCCCUGUCCACCUGUACCCCACAGUUGGCAAUUCUCGUUUUGUUUGUAAUUUCUUUGUUGACGGCUGCCUUUGGUUCCACUGCAAAUGAAGCGUCUCUCAGUAAUCUUCUCAUGGCCAUGUUCUACUCCAUGCUGCCCCAGUUCAUAAACCCCAUCAUCUACAGCCUGCGGAGCAGAGAGAUUAACACAGCUCUUCGCAGAAUGUUCCACAGAUAUUUUCAGUUCUCAAGCAGGUUUUUUAGUUAA
Molecule: messenger RNA, 603 nt
Organism: Choloepus didactylus (southern two-toed sloth)
Lineage: Eukaryota; Metazoa; Chordata; Mammalia; Pilosa; Megalonychidae
Product: olfactory receptor 14I1-like
Exons: 1
Coding region: 1-603 (200 amino acids)
Biological process (GO): G protein-coupled receptor signaling pathway
Cellular component (GO): membrane
Molecular function (GO): olfactory receptor activity; odorant binding
Source: RefSeq, a predicted model, not a curated record